Strongylus vulgaris is the source of this 297-nucleotide messenger RNA. Lineage: Eukaryota; Metazoa; Nematoda; Chromadorea; Rhabditida; Strongylidae. The record is from the annotation of a GenBank genome assembly.
GUGAUGCCACCAUGGGAGAGCAAAUUCUGGAUAGGACUGCAUCGCAAGCAUGGGCCAACAUUUGUAUGGACUGACGGUAAUGAGUUUUUCGAUAAUCCGGGACAUUUUGCAAAACCGUCAAAUUUCACUAUGUGGUGCUCCGGAUAUCCGAUCGCACGAGGAGAUUGUGUAUAUAUGCAGCAGCAUAAUGGAACAGAACUGUGUUGGUUUAACGCUGACUGCGAUAACGAUGAGAAUUAUAUCUGUGAACGAAAGCCGUGUGAUACGGAUAAUUAUUGUUCAUUCGACGAUAAGUAA